AUGCAGUUCACCACCGUCAUCACCAUCGGCCUCGCCACCUCCACCAGCAUGGCCCUUCCCUCCUUGUCCAACGCAAAGGUCGCCGCCCUCGCAGCCCCCUACGUCCCCUCCCCACUCGAGGACCGCGCCUCCGUCAGCGACAUCAAACUCGAGGCACGUCAGGCUUCAUCCAACAGCACCGAGAAGCCCAAGGCCACCAUCAGAGUCUGCACCGAGCCUGACUUUGAGGGCGAAUGCUAUAUCUCCACCUGGCCAGUCAACACGUGCAUUGACCUGAGGGGCUACAAGGGUAUCACGGAGAGCUUCGAAGUGUUCGAUGGCUUCGAGUGUUUGGUGAUGCAGGGAGCCUGUGAUGCCGCUACUGGGUACGUCUCGAUCGGUGACUCUGGUGAAGACGCAGAGAUCGGCGAGGACCUGACGAAGUUUGACUGGAUCAAGGCAUGUUCAUGA
Molecule: messenger RNA, 450 nt
Organism: Fulvia fulva
Lineage: Eukaryota; Fungi; Ascomycota; Dothideomycetes; Mycosphaerellales; Mycosphaerellaceae
Exons: 2
Coding region: 1-450 (149 amino acids)
Source: RefSeq, a predicted model, not a curated record